AUGUCCAAUCCCCUAAAUUAUUAAGAAUCGGAAGAAAGUAUUGCCUUUAAAAUCUCAUUAAUGUAAUACUGGUCAUCAAAAAACAUGGCAAACAUAAAAAUACCCCAAAUAGGUGGUCGUGAAUUAGAUUUUUUUAAAUUAUAUAAAUCUGUAAUACGCCGAGGUGGUGCUUAGGCAGUUUCAAAUAAUAAAAUGUGGAAAGAAAUUGUUAAUGAGUUCGGUUUUCCAUCUACAUGUACUUCAGCUUCAUUUACAUUAAGAAAUCAUUAUUAAAAAUACUUGCUAGGUUAUGAAUUUAAGUAUUUUUUUCACCAAUUAUAGAGUACUAAAAAUAUUAAAUAAGAAUCUUAAAUAUAGUCUCAUUCUAUAUAAUAAUCUAUAUAGUAGCCUAUAUAAUAGCCUAUAUAAUAACCCUAACUGCAAUAAAUAAUACCUAAAAUACAAAAUAAUUAAAUCAUACCGCCACCUUUAAGUAGCCAAAUAUUAACCCAAAAAACCCAAAUUCUGGAAUAAGCUACUGUUUAACAAAAUCCUCUACUAUAAUAACAUAUAAAAAGUCAAGUAGCCCGAGAUGUCGGCUACUUAUACUAAUUAAACGCUUAAAACAAAAAAGAAGAGAUUUUUUAUACAAAAAAAAGCCAAAUGUUACCCACAAAUUCAGACAUAAAACGUGUAGUUCUGGCGUUCGAAAGUCGCCUUUAAGACGAAAUUACAUUCGCUUUAAAUACUUUAAUAUUAUACUCAGUAAGUAACCAAAGCAACUUCACAUUGGAAAGUUAUUUAAACCUGUUUGACAAUAUAGUGAUUUAUUUAUAAGAAUGUAUAAAAAAUACUCCUUUUUUGCAUAAAAAAAAAAGACUAAUUUAAAUAUUCUCGAAAAUUAUAAUUUCCCAAUAUACGAAAUAAUCUAAAACUCUUAAAAAAGUCCUUUAGAACUUCUAAGAAAACGCAAAUUUUCACAAGUAGAUAAUUUUUGUGAAUUUUAAGGUGAAUUAACUCUUUUAGAACAUACAAGAGUUAUUUUUUUAAUAAUUCGUAAUUUAUCCUAUUCAAAAAGUAAUGAAUUAUACAUAGCCAAAAACGAAAAAUUUCUCCAAAUUACAAUCAGUCUUUUUAUCCAGAAUGAAGACUAAUAAAUCACUAAGUAUAUUUUGGAUAUACUUUCCAAUAUUUCCAGACAUAUUUAAUUAUUAUAAAUUUCAGAAUAUAAGUAUUUUGUCGAAAAAAUCUUUGAUUUUUUAAAUGCGGAAACAUCCGAAGAACUAGAAGCUUCAGUAGAAAUAAUAAGAAAUUUAAUAACUACAUAGGAAAAUGAAUAAAUAAUCGAAUAAUACCUCCCUAAAUAUAUAGAAUAAAUUACAAGAUUAAUGUUAUAAGGAUAAGGGGAUAUAAGGGAAGGUAUUUUAGAAUUUUUAUUUUUUCUUAGUGAUUUAAAAAUGA
Molecule: messenger RNA, 1440 nt
Organism: Ichthyophthirius multifiliis
Lineage: Eukaryota; Ciliophora; Oligohymenophorea; Hymenostomatida
Exons: 2
Biological process (GO): regulation of transcription by RNA polymerase II
Cellular component (GO): nucleus
Molecular function (GO): DNA binding
Source: RefSeq, a predicted model, not a curated record